Microbotryum saponariae is the source of this 1451-nucleotide messenger RNA. The record is from the annotation of a GenBank genome assembly. Lineage: Eukaryota; Fungi; Basidiomycota; Microbotryomycetes; Microbotryales; Microbotryaceae.
AUGGUCCGACUCAAUUGCUGUGCUGGUUUUGGCAUCUUACUCGCGGUUGCGUGAGUGCCACAUCCCCCUUUUUGAAGGCUCCAGUCUCGUCCAACAUCAGCUUGCGCACGCGCGGGCGGGGCCGCCCCUCGCAAGCCACGCCGGGCCAUCGAAGGCGCCCGGAAUCGGCCAACUUCGCCGCUUGCUUGUAGGAGGAGGCCUACCGAGUUGCAUCUAGCUCUUGGCAUGACAUGGACGGAGCUGUACUCACAAAUGGGGACUGGCACUGACCCACCACUGCUGCUCUCCACGAUGACCUUAGCUCCGUGAUCCUCUUAGUUUUCGCGAACGUAAGUGUUUCAUCGGUGGCCAAGUCAGCGCUUCGGCUGCUCCGGCUCGCUCUCCUAAUCGGUCCCCACGGUUCCCGGCGCUCACGAUUGUCGCUGCCUCCGUUUUCACAGAUCGCGCAAUUGAACCCGUCGACCAUUCCUCGACACUUGCGAAUAGUGACCAUCACCACCACUGGUCUCGCCGCUGCGCUCGGCAACGUCAACGAUCUGUACGAUACCGCGUCGGGUUACGUCGGCGGUCGCUCUGUGAACGGCAACAACCAGGGAUUGCGCCAGACGUACGAGUGGGGCAUCUGGAGUACGUUUGAUUAAAAGUGAAGCUCUGGGGGACGAGAGUGUGAUCUAAUCGAAUGGGACUUUUUGCUUCGCGGAACAGACUACUGCACGACCGGAGGCUCGAUUGGUAGCCAACGCUCUUACUGCACCAAACGUUCGUUCGGCUUCGAGUUCCGCCCCGCUCUUGCGCUCCUCGGUGACGUGCCAACCCAGUACGAGCAAGCUUUGGAUGCGGCGUUGCCGAACAACGUUUUCUCCGACGACAAGUACCUCGGUCGAUUCACCAAGGUGGCGAACUAUUUAGUCUUCAUUGGUAGUAUUCUUGCCGCUCUUGCGAUGGUCAGUCCGCUAGUGCUCUUUAUACCGGAAAGAGAGCGAUGAAACUUACAAUUUGUACGUUUGGUCCUGAUAAGCUCGUCGGGUUCGGAGCCCACCGCUUUGCCUUCCUCUUCGGCGCCAUCGUCUCCCUCUUGGCAUUUUUGCUGCUCGCCGCCGGUGCCAUCAUCUACACCAUACUUUUAGCGCGCGUCAAGGCCGCUAUCAACAAUGCGACCAUCAGUGGUGUCGCUUUUGGUAUCAAGGUCGCCUACGGCAACGCGCUCUGGCUCCUUUGGGGCGCCACCGCCGCGGCGUUCCUCGCCGUCAUUCCUUGUAAGUCUACUGUCGCCCAUUCGUUCGAUACCUGAGCUACUUGCUGAUCUGUUCAUUCUACUCGAUAGACCUUAUCGCUUGCUGUAAGGCUCGACAGAUCUGACCUGCCUGGGCCAGUGCUCGAAGCAAUUUCUGACUUCCCACUUUUACAUUUUCACAGGCACUGGUCGCAACGACUCGUCCGACGACUACUAA